GCGCAAUAACUCGACACUCCACGCGCGUCACCCCAACACACAGGCGCAAUGGCGGCCGAACAGAGGAAGCUGCUGGAGCAGCUCAUGGGCGAACAGCUCAUGUCCGGCCCCGGCACCCGCGCACCCCAGCUCUCAAUCACCGACCCCAAGGUGUGCCGCUCGUAUCUUGUCGGCACCUGCCCGCAUGACCUCUUCACCAACACCAAGCAAGACUUUGGUCCCUGUCCCAAGGUUCACAGCGAGCCGUUGAAGAACGAGUUCGAGGCCGCCGACACCGACCAACGCCGCCGAUGGGGUUUCGAAUACGACUACCUGCGCGACAUGCAAAAGUACGUCGACGAGUGCAACCGGAGGAUCGAUAGCGCCCAACGCCGCCUGGAAAAAACGCCCGACGAGAUCAGGCAGACCAACAUCCUGCUCCAACAAAUCCGCGACCUUUCCAAGACGAUUGAAAACGGCUUGCUCGAGAUUCAGAUACUCGGUGAAGAAGGCAGCGUCAACCAGGCCGUGACGGAGGUGUUCAAGGUUAAACAAGCCAAGCAGACAAAGGAAGACCGCGAGCGCGAGCUCAAGGCGUUGUCCGACACGUCGGGCCCGUCAGGCCACCAGAAACUCCAAGUGUGCGAUGUGUGCGGCGCGUACCUCAGCAGACUGGACAAUGACCGGCGGUUGGCGGAUCACUUUUACGGCAAGAUGCACUUGGGCUACGCUCAGAUGCGCAAGACAUACGAACAGCUACAAAAAGACCUCAAGGGCAAGCCGCCACCAGCAAGAUCGCACGAUUUGGACGACGCGCCGAGAGGAGGCUCGCGCGGUAGUUUCGACGACUACAACGACAGGAGCGGAUAUGGUAGGGGAGGCUACAGAGGAGGCGGCCGCGGAGGGUUCAGAGGGGGACGCGGCGGAUACGGACGGUGGUGAAAGGUCAUACGCCGAGGUAUGGAAUCAUAUGCAUUUGCGACUGACAAGCACGGCGUUUGCGGCGGGAAAGGGUCAUGACAUGCUUCUUAGCAGCGAGAAAAAUACUAGUAGCAAAGAGGCGACGCUGGCUUCUCACUACAAUCAAAACUUGGGUGCGCACACCUUUACGGAUUAGAUUGGAGGAUGGCUGACGGGAUGCGAGCAGCGAGACAACUUGCGACUCGGAGUGACAGUGGGG
Messenger RNA from Aplosporella prunicola CBS 121167, 1159 nucleotides. RefSeq lists its product as uncharacterized. The record is from RefSeq and is a predicted model, not a curated record. Gene Ontology annotation, molecular function: mRNA binding. Lineage: Eukaryota; Fungi; Ascomycota; Dothideomycetes; Botryosphaeriales; Aplosporellaceae. The transcript is spliced from 2 exons. The coding region runs from base 49 to 921 and encodes 290 amino acids. Gene Ontology annotation, cellular component: U2-type prespliceosome; U1 snRNP. Gene Ontology annotation, biological process: mRNA splice site recognition.